Mustela lutreola (European mink) is the source of this 787-nucleotide messenger RNA. RefSeq names its product sialate:O-sulfotransferase 1-like. The transcript has 2 exons. NCBI's taxonomy places the organism in Eukaryota, Metazoa, Chordata, Mammalia, Carnivora, Mustelidae. The record is from RefSeq and is a predicted model, not a curated record. The coding region runs from base 265 to 747 and encodes 160 amino acids.
CUAUGUGGCCAGGAACCCAAGGCACAGAGGCUGGCUGGAUACUGAGAGGUCUACCUGUGCAGGGUGAGUUCGGCCGCUGGGCAUGAGGUGUGAGGGGCCUUCCCUGCCAUGUCUGCCGUGUGUGCUCUCUGGGCAUUUGGAGAGACCAGUGCGGCUGCAUGCAUCCUGGGGUAGAGAGGGGAGGCCACCACUGUCCCUGGAAGCUGGACACGGGACACACCUGGGUCUUGGUAUGGAGGUACUUUGAGGAACAGCAGGAGAGCCAUGAAGCAGUGCCCCACCACCCUCCAGCAGAAUCUGGAAUGUUCUGUGCUGUGCGGGGAGCCAGGGCUCCCUGCCAGGGCUGUGGGAGGCCUCAUCAUCCCCGGAGCUCUCUCUGGACACAAGUCUGGGUGGCCGCCCCUCCCCCCUGGAACUACCUCGGUUUCCCCAUCUAUGAAGCAGGAGACAGGGGGUGGUGGGUCCGGGUGGGGCGGUCGGUGGUCAGCCUCUGGCCUUUCAGACACUCGCUGUACAGACCGGCGGUUUCUGCCCACCAAGGCCAAGGUGUUUGUGGCUCUGCUGAGCUUCCCGGGAGCCAGGAACAUGUGGGCGCGGCACCUCAUUGAGCACGUCACCUGCUUCUACACGGGGAGUUACAGCUUCGAUGGGACCCUGUACAACAAGGGGUUAAAAGGCAAGAAGGACCACUGGCAGCCGGCGCACCAUCUGCGAGAAGACCCACGAGAGCGGCCACAGGGAGAUUGAGAUGUUCGACUCGGCCAUCCUGCUGAUCCAGUACCCAUAG